Emericellopsis cladophorae is the source of this 1026-nucleotide messenger RNA. RefSeq lists its product as uncharacterized. The transcript has 3 exons. Lineage: Eukaryota; Fungi; Ascomycota; Sordariomycetes; Hypocreales; Bionectriaceae. The record is from RefSeq and is a predicted model, not a curated record. Bases 1 to 1026 code for a protein of 341 amino acids.
AUGGAGAGCACAGCCGACUCAGCAGAUCGGCCAGCUAUUCGACGACGCUUAGACAAUGUGCCUAGACUGAUGCUGCCCGCAAGGCCAUCAGCACGCAGAUUCCAGGACCUCCUGUCCUCCAUGAAGACCGAAGAUGUGGACAAGAUCCCUCGAUUACCGCAUACGCCACCAGCCUCGGACUUUGGGAGCCCCCAUAUCAAGAUCGAAGGAUCACCUACUUUGACACAAGGAAGCUUCUCCUCAAGCUACACCACGGCUCGCUCGAGUCCACCGGCCAAUUCACCAGUUCAGCUUCCCAGUCUCGCUGAGUUUGACCGCGGCGUCGAGUCCCUCAUCCAGUCAUCUGGACCCCCCUUCCCAGUGCGGCCAUUGCAAAGGACGCCUGUCGUGGCAAACGAGCCGUUGCCGCCACCGAGGGCCCUAUAUGACCAGCCAGUCUACGUGAACACUCCGUCAUCAAAAUCUCAUCAUUACUACCACAGCCCUUACCCCACCUCAGGAUAUACCAGCCGGCAUGAUGCCUCACGCUAUCCAUCGCCUUCCUCCGAGAAGGGCAAGCAUUGCAAUAAAAAGUACACCAAUGAGGAAGGCGACUUUAUCAUCUACAUGUGGACAGACAAGGGACUCAAGUGGGAGGAUGUCUGCAAGGAGUUCGGACGCCGAUUUGGUGGCCCCCUCCGCUCAACCCAAGGCCUUCAAGCGUGGUACUACCGCGCGAAUCUGAACAUUCCGGUCUGGGAUGAUGAUGGCUGGCUCGUCUUUGACAAAGAGGACGAUAUCGCGCCGCAGGUGCGCCAGAUCAAGUGCCGCGAACGCGACGCCCUUCCCACCCUGUGCCAACGCUAUCCUGAGCGCGCCGUGACAUAUCACUGGGUCGAUCCAGCUCAUCGGGAGCAAGCUUCCGAGUGGGCCGCCAAGCGCAAGCAGCAGCUCGAUGACCGCCAGGCGAGGCGGCGCGAAAGGGAGCAGUCGAGGCAAGACCGCCAUCCCUACGUUGGCCAUCCCAACGCUCGAUCAAAGCUAUGA